Kluyveromyces marxianus DMKU3-1042 is the source of this 1818-nucleotide messenger RNA. It is a transcript of the gene BEM1, whose product is annotated as phosphatidylinositol-3-phosphate-binding protein BEM1. The transcript has 2 exons. The record is from RefSeq and is a predicted model, not a curated record. Lineage: Eukaryota; Fungi; Ascomycota; Saccharomycetes; Saccharomycetales; Saccharomycetaceae. Gene Ontology annotation, biological process: superoxide anion generation. Gene Ontology annotation, molecular function: superoxide-generating NADPH oxidase activator activity; phosphatidylinositol binding; protein binding. The coding region runs from base 1 to 1818 and encodes 605 amino acids.
AUGUUAAAGAACUUGAAGUUGAAGAAAGACGGUACGAAGCAGCGGUUGACUUCUGCGGACAUUUCAAGUCCUACCCAGAGUACUGGAAAGGGCAUUGACGGUAUGAAACAAGUUCCGAUUAGACAAGUAUCUACUUCCUCUCAGAUUUCAGCAGGCCACCCAAGCAGCAAGGGUAGAGAUAUUUCUUCUCCAGAAAAGGUUAUAAAAGCUCUUUACAACUAUCGUGCCCAAUCGGUGGGUGAACUAUCAUUCAGCAAAGGCGAUUUCUUCCAUGUCCAAAGGGAAGAGAAUGAUUGGUACGAAGCAUACAAUCCAGUUGAUAACAAAAGAGGAAUGGUUCCAAAGAAUUAUUUCGAGACAUUUGGAAGGACGAGGCCAAAUUCCCACACAUCGCCUUUGAAAAGCCUUGAUAGAAGCGGUUCAGUAGGUAGCAACCAAAUGCUGCAACAGCAACCAUCUAAUAUGGGUACUCUUUAUGCCAUAGUUCUGUAUGAUUUCCAAGCUGAAAAAGCUGAUGAAUUAACCUCAUAUGCAGGAGAAAAUUUAUUCAUUUGUGCACAUCAUGAUUAUGAGUGGUUCAUUGCUAAACCUAUCGGAAGAUUAGGUGGUCCUGGUCUAGUGCCAGUGGGAUUCGUAACGAUUAUAGAUAUUGCUACAGGGUAUGCAACAGGAAAUGAUGUCAGGAGUGACAUAGAAUCUGUCAAUCUACCAACAGUACAAGAAUGGAAAAUGAACAUUGCACGCUACAAGGCUAGUAACAUCACAUUAGGAUCGGUAGAACAACAAAAUCAAUCGUAUGGUCAGAAACAACGCUCACAAUCCAGACAGAACUCUGUAAACCAACAACAAAACAUCUAUCAUCAUCAGCAACAACAGCAACAUCCUUAUGCCCAUUAUUCUGGGAAUUCCAGAGCAGAGAAUGGUGAUAGUGGCGUUACAGUAACACAUGCCGCUGUAGAAAACUUUUAUCUUCAAGACGACAAGUAUUGGUUCCAGCUUUCUUGUCAGUUGUCAAAUAACAAAACGCGUAUUCUUAAGCGUUAUUAUGAGGACUUUUACGACUUACAAGUGAAACUGCUUGAUGUUUUCCCUGCGGAAGGUGGGAAGCUUAGAGACGCAAAUGGCCAAUGGACUAAACGUAUUAUGCCAUAUAUUCCUGGGCCUGUACCAUACGUUACCGACACCAUAUCUAAGAAAAGAAAAGAAGAUCUUAACAUAUAUGUGAAGGACUUGAUCUCUCUGCCUCCUUAUAUUUCACAGUCGCAACUAGUAAAAGGAUUAUUCACAGUUAAAAACAACUGGUUCGAUCGGGAGUUAAGCAAUGACGAAACCAUGGAAUUAAGUUCUAAAAACCCACUUGAAGACUCUACUCUCACAACGGAGGAACUCGAUGUGGAGCUUCCUGAAGCUAUGAAAGGAUUAUCUAUGAGAAACGUGAGCGAAAGCAGCAAUAUUAAUAAUAAUAGUAAUAAUAACAGUAAUAAUAAUAAUACCCUGGAUGCUGGUAACAGUGGUGCAAACACUAUGACUCACUCAGCUAAUGUAAAGUCAAGGCCGCCUAGUGGAUUGGCUCCAAGAAUCGAAGAUGAGAAACCCGUGAAAAUUAAAUUCUAUUACAAAGACGACAUUUUCGCCUUAAUGUUGCACCCAACUAUCACUUUUGAGGAAUUAUGCAGCAAAAUUGCACCAAGAAUUGAUACAACUACGUUUAAGUUAUACAUCAAGAACGGAGACGAAAUUGGCCCACAAGUCACAUCAGACAACCAAGUUCCAAUCUUGAUCCAAGAAAAACGUAAGAUUCACGUUGAUGAUAAUUAA